AUGAUUGACCCAAUUGAUAAAAUUAUUGAAGAAACAUUUGUUUAUAAAAUUGACAUGCUUCAUAAUCUUUCUUUAUCAUCGAAUGCAUCAAUGAUUCGUUACGCUUUAGCAUAUAAAGACUUUAAUCCUAACGAAAAAUAUCCAGAAGAAGAAAAUGUGGAAUCAAGUUUUGAAUUAACGAAAAAGUAUUGGAAAUAUAAAAUUGAAUCAUAUAAGAAACAAGAUGAAAAAGCAGAAAGGGAUACUAAAAAUAAUGUUUCAAUGGAUGACUAUCAAUACUAUCACGAUUUAAUCCUUUCAUCUAAAUGCAAAAUGUGUGGUAAAGCGUUUACAUAUGCUAAUAAACCAACAUUAGAUAGAAUCGAUAAUGAAAAACCACAUACCAAAGAAAAUUGUCAGUUAAUGUGUUGUUAUUGCAAUGUCGUAAAAUCAAAUAAAGAUGAGGAUGUUCAACGUUUAAGAAUCAAUUUAAGAAAUUAUACAUUAAAAAAUAAUUUACCAAUGACUUUAGAUUCAGUUGAAGCUUAUCACAUUCUCCGUAAUGGAAUUACUGGUGGUUUAUCAAAUGUUCAACAUAGAGUAAAUCUUAAAGGAAUCACGCACAUUAAUAAAAUUUCAUAUAAUCCAGAAACUAAAACUGUAUCAAAUGAGGACACCACCAAUAUCAUGACUCAUUUUGUUGGUGUUGAUUUUAAUUCAUUAUAUCCUUCAUCAUUUUCAUCUAAUCCUCAUGAUUUCAUUCAAUAUACUAACCAUAAAAUGUAUAUGCCGGGAAGAUUGAAUGGUGUUAUCAUUUGUGAUACAGCAACAAAGAAAGCAAAAGCACUGGGAAUAAUUAGAAAGAAAAAUACUUUAUUCGUGGCUGAAGUAAAGG
Messenger RNA from Trichomonas vaginalis G3, 874 nucleotides. Its product is annotated as DNA/RNA polymerase superfamily. Lineage: Eukaryota; Parabasalia; Trichomonadida; Trichomonadidae. The record is from RefSeq and is a predicted model, not a curated record. The transcript has a single exon. The annotation marks the transcript as partial.